Messenger RNA from Thrips palmi, 1425 nucleotides. RefSeq lists its product as uncharacterized. Gene Ontology annotation, molecular function: nucleic acid binding. The record is from RefSeq and is a predicted model, not a curated record. The transcript is spliced from 2 exons. Lineage: Eukaryota; Metazoa; Arthropoda; Insecta; Thysanoptera; Thripidae. The coding region runs from base 157 to 753 and encodes 198 amino acids.
AACGCCCUCCCCUUGCAUCCCCACCUCCCCCCUCUGGCAGUCCGCUUUGUUUACGCUUUACAGGCUGUAAGCUGGAAGCUUUUGUGUUUGUCGACGGGCAAGUUUGCUGCGGCUAGACCUUCUUUUAUCUUAGUGGAACCAUCACCAUCAGGCACCAUGUACGAGUUUUAUGAAGCACCAAUAAAUGUGCUGUUCAACAUCAAUACUACAGGACUCUCAAAUAGUGCUGCUAUUCUGCAGCUGGCAGCAAAGUUUAAGAAGUCAGUAUUUAAUGCUUAUGUGCUUCCAAAUCGCCCCAUUGACCCAGGUGCAUAUGCAGUGAAUAAAUUUGUGUGCCAAGAUGGGCAGCUAUUUGUGGAUGGCAUGCAAAAGGUGCCCAAACCAUUUUAUGAUGCUGUUGCUGAUUUCCUUAACUUUUUAAGUAGAUUGAAUGGUCAAGUUAUUCUUGUUGGGCAUGGUGCCCAUAAUUUUCAUAGUUACCAUUUGCUGAAAGCAGUCAAUGCUGUGGGGCUCUUGGACAACUUCAGACAAAUAUGUCUCGGCUUUGUGGAUACGCUGCCGUUAUUCAGGGAGCUUUGCCCUGAUGCUGCUGGGUAUAGACUUGAAGAUUUGAUAGAUAUUUUCCAAGUAUAUGUGCCAAACUUAAAUAACUCUGUAAAUAAAUGCAAAGCACUUGAAUCAGUGCUUGUAGCAAGUCAAGUAACGCAUAAUGAAGUUGUUAGCAAGUUAUUGCAGUUAGACAAUCUUAUUUGAAUCCUAGCCAUAGUAUGGUUUUUAUGGUUUCUAUACUUCUGUUAGUGUGUGUUAAGAAUUCAUACAAUUUGGUAUCAAAUGUUAGAGCUAACUUAAUUUUAGAAGAUCCGUAUGGCAUCUUAUGAAUGCAGACAAUGUUUUAAUAUUUUAUAUUUCAGCAAGAUUAUCAACACUCAUAAUUUGCAAGCUGAACAUUUAAACUGUCCAGCUACUGUGCUGCUGAAUGUUCCUAAGUAUAAGUUGCUGUACCUAGAUUAUUAUAGUUUCAAUUUUAUGUGAAGAAUUCACUUAUUCUUUUUUAAGUAAGGGUUUGAAGAAUUGUUCACUCAGUCAAUUUUUCUUUCUUUAAUUUGUUAGUUUUAAUUUUUAUGUUAAAGAACUCACAUAUUCUUUGCAGAAAUAAGCAUGUCAAGAAUUGUUAUUGAUCUGGAUUUGAUUUCUUCAAGUUGUUUUAAUGCCAUAGACGCUUGUCCGUUGCCAAUACAGGAAAAAGUAUUUUAAGGAUUAAAGUGCACCUUAGAGCUUGUGUAAGUAGAUGUAAGAUUUACUACUCCUGAAUUUUCAAGAAUGAAAAAGUUGUAUAACUGUUUCCAUUAAAUAGGAACUACCGCUUGGUUUCUCAAAUUUAAAAAAAUAAAAAUAAAAAAAAACAGGAAGAAAAUAUUUAUUGGU